AUUCUCUCUACACUCUACAAUUCGAUUCUCCAUAAACACAAAAUCAGGAAAAAGACCAACCUGGAGACACAAGGAAGAGAGUAGAGUGAGGGAGAGGACGGCAGAAUGGCGACAGAAGGGUGGACUCGGAAGACGUCACGGGAGGCAAUUUUUGGCGAGGAUGCAGGGCGGAAGACGAGGGAACGGAGGGCGGCGGGUGGUGCGCAUUGCCAAGACAAGUUCAUCGCCACAAACAGCGCUUCGAUCGAAGUUCAGGAAGUCGCCGGAAGGAUGCAAAAAUGUGACGACGAGUGGCGGCGGCGCUGGGUUCCGACGGGGGUUAGUGGAGUAUUAUGGCGAGGAGUUUACGGGGCGUAACUCUCCUUUUAUAGACGAAGUCGAAGUUACGGCUGCAUCGGGAGAGUUAUGGCCGUGACUCUUGUCGUAACUCGCCUGACUUGGGUGAGUCAGAGGUUAUGAGGUUAUCGGCUGAGUUAUGGUCUGUAACGCGGACAGUAACUCGUCAUUGACCCGGGAAAGGAGAAGUUAUAGGCCAGUCUCAAAGUUACGGUCACAACCGUAACAUCGAAACUCAGCCCGUAACUUUGGGAAAAUUUCCCAAACGUUUCAGGCGGCAAUUAAAAGUUACGGACAGU
This is a messenger RNA of Linum trigynum, 635 nucleotides long. NCBI's taxonomy places the organism in Eukaryota, Viridiplantae, Streptophyta, Magnoliopsida, Malpighiales, Linaceae. The record is from the annotation of a GenBank genome assembly.